Molecule: messenger RNA, 2339 nt
Organism: Postia placenta MAD-698-R-SB12
Lineage: Eukaryota; Fungi; Basidiomycota; Agaricomycetes; Polyporales; Adustoporiaceae
Exons: 6
Coding region: 52-2166 (704 amino acids)
Biological process (GO): protein stabilization; protein folding; cellular response to heat
Cellular component (GO): plasma membrane; perinuclear region of cytoplasm; cytosol
Molecular function (GO): ATP binding; ATP hydrolysis activity; ATP-dependent protein folding chaperone
Source: RefSeq, a predicted model, not a curated record
GCUUCAUCUACCACCUCGUUUACAUACCCCUCUACUCACCGUCCCGCUAAAAUGGCCCAAACCGAGAGCUUCGGCUUCCAGGCCGAGAUCAGCCAGCUUCUGGACCUGAUCAUCAACACUUUCUACUCCAACAAGGAGAUCUUCCUUCGUGAACUUAUCUCCAACGCAUCUGACGCCCUCGACAAGAUUCGCUAUGCGUCCCUUACCGACCCCUCCGUCCUUGACACUGGCAAGGACCUCCACAUUCGUAUCAUCCCAGACAAGGAGAACAAGAUCCUCUCCAUCCGCGACACUGGUAUUGGUAUGACCAAGGCCGACAUGGUUAACAACCUCGGUACGAUCGCCAAGUCCGGCACGAAGGGCUUCAUGGAGGCGCUGAGCUCUGGUGCCGACAUUUCCAUGAUUGGCCAGUUCGGUGUCGGUUUCUACUCUGCGUACCUCGUCGCCGAGCGUGUUCAGGUCAUCUCAAAACACAACGAUGACGAGCAGUACAUCUGGGAGUCCGCUGCUGGCGGUACCUUCACCAUCACCCUCGACACCGAGAAUCCCCCUCUCGGUCGUGGCUCUGAGAUCCGUCUCUACCUCAAGGAGGACCAGCUUGAGUAUAUCGAGGAGAAGAGGAUCAAGGACAUCGUCAAGAAGCACUCCGAGUUCAUCUCCUACCCCAUUCAGUUGGCGGUUGUGAAGGAGGUGGAGAAGGCAAGUGGCGAGGUUGAGGACGACGAGGAGGAGGUCAAGGAGGAGGACGAGUCCGAGGACAAGCCUAAGAUUGAGGAGGUCGAUGACGAGGACAAGCCCAAGAAGACGAAAAAGAUCAAGGAGAAGGAGAUCCAGAACGAGGAGCUCAACAAGACGAAGCCUAUCUGGACGCGCAACCCUCAGGACAUCACCGCCGAGGAGUACGCCGCUUUCUACAAGAGCUUGACGAACGACUGGGAAGAGCAUCUCGCCGUGAAGCACUUCUCCGUUGAGGGUCAGCUCGAGUUCAAGGCUAUCCUUUUCAUUCCGAAGCGUGCGCCCUUCGACCUCUUCGAGACCAAGAAGAAGCGCAACAACAUCAAGCUUUACGUUCGCCGCGUCUUCAUCAUGGACGAUUGCGAGGACCUUAUUCCUGAGUACCUCAACUUCGUCAAGGGUAUCGUCGACUCCGAGGAUCUCCCGCUCAACAUUUCGCGAGAGACACUCCAGCAGAACAAGAUCCUUAAGGUUAUCCGCAAGAACCUCGUCAAGAAGUGCCUUGACCUCUUCGCCGAGAUCGCUGAGGACAAGGACAACUUCAACAAGUUCUACGAGUCAUUCGGCAAGAACAUCAAGCUCGGUAUCCACGAGGAUGCACAAAACCGCAGCAAGCUUGCUGAGUACCUCCGCUUCUACUCGACGAAGUCGACGGAGGAGCAGACGUCGUUGGGAGACUACAUCACGCGUAUGCCUGAGGUCCAGAAGAACAUCUACUACCUUACUGGCGAAUCGCUCUCGUCCGUCAAGGACUCACCGUUCCUUGAGGUUCUCAAGAAGAAGGGCUUCGAAGUCCUGCUGCUCGUUGACCCCAUCGAUGAAUACGCCAUCACGCAGCUCAAGGAGUUCGAUGGCCACAAGCUCAUUUGUGUUUCGAAGGAGGGCCUCGAGCUCGAGGAGACUGAGGAAGAGAAGAAGGAGCGCGAGGAGGAGGCGACUCAGUUUGAGGAUCUCUGCAAGGCCGUCAAGGACGCACUUGGCGAUAAGGUCGAGAAGGUCGUCGUUUCGAACCGUAUCGCCGACUCGCCCUGCGUGCUCGUUACCGGGCAGUUCGGCUGGUCGUCGAACAUGGAGCGCAUCAUGAAGGCGCAGGCACUGCGCGACUCGUCGAUGUCGUCAUACAUGGCCUCGAAGAAGACGCUCGAGCUCAACCCGCACAACGCGAUCGUCAAGGAGCUCAAGAAGAAGGUCGCAGAGGACAAGGCUGACAAGUCCGUGCGCGACCUGACGUACCUGCUCUUCGAGACCGCGCUGCUCACCUCUGGCUUCUCGCUUGACGACCCGACGUCGUUCGCGAAGCGCAUUCACCGUAUGAUCUCGCUCGGCCUCGAUGUUGACGAGGAGGAGUCAGCGCCUGCGCCCUCGUCCAGCGUGGAGGCUGCACCAGUAGAGGAGGUCGUGUCCGCGUCUGCGAUGGAGGAGAUCGACUAGAUCGGCGGCGUAGAUGUGCUUGGUGACUUGCUGUAGCUGUUUCUCCUUUCUGUGUAUUAUUGCUCUGGGUUUGCUGUCAUCGCAUCUUACGACUACAUCAAUGUUACUCAUAGUGUACAUAGUACCCGUAGCGUCAAAACCAAUAUCCUUGCAUCUCGUUCUGCUAUGCGUCU